UUCCCCUAAGUGACUGUGUCACAAUGCUUAAUGCUUCCCCUAAGCGACAGUGUCACAGUGCUUAAUACUUCUCCCAAGUGACAGUGUCACAGUGCUGUUGGCGGCAUGGCUUGUCUGAGGCGCGGAUCCAAUCCAUUCCAGCACUCGCAGCAUGGGGGAAUGAGGAGGGGCACUCGGAGCAGGGUGUUUUUGAGAAUUCUCAAAAACACCCUGCAAAAUCAAGGACUUCGUUAUCCUCGGUUUGUUACAGCUUGGAAGCUACCUAGGAAAAUUUGUAAUACAUUAGUACGAGCUAAAAUAGUGUAGAAGGGAAACUGUGACCAGUUGGUUGCCUCCCAAUAAUGGGGACGAACCUUCUGGAAUGUCCCUCUCUGCAUGUUUACUUGCUGAAUUUGACAGCUAGAACUGGUAGCUGGCAAAGCGCUCCACUGGAGCCGCGAUGUUGAGAUUGUGAUGGCUCAAUUUCUUAGAGCCUACACAAGCAAGGAAGGGAGUAGAAAUAGAUCGUAGUCAGUAUGUUUGACUCCUAGUGCGCUGAUGAAGGCCUAUUGUUGGCCGAAACGCGUUCGCACGCGACAUCCGGGCCUAUUGUGUCUGGCGUUCUGACUUGAGAAAUCUUUCUCUUACCUUUCUCGCUGUUAGAUCUUAGAUCUUAGUUCUAGUCUUAGAUCUACUCUUAGGAGGCUUGCUGCGGAUCGAAUCCUAUGUUUUCCCAUCUGUUGGAGUAUGCCGGGGAUGUGGAGUACUCGGCAGGGCACACAAACUGAAAGCGCCUCACUUCACACUCGCUCUCUCCCUCCCCCACUCCCCAUCCCUCCUCCCAGCCCCCUGGUUCACCGUGCUGGUGGCGGCAUGGCCUGUUUGCGGGCUGGUCAUAGCAGCGUGGCUGCUCUACUCCAAGCACUCGGAGUAUGCAGCGCGGAGGGAGGAAGCGCUGGAAGUGUGGUGCAAGGAGCGCGCGCUCAUGCUGCAGCAGCUGGUGCUCACCCAUGCGGGGCAGACUCAGACACUCGCUGGCAUCAUUUCAGUGAAGGGCAAGCCGGGCCAGAAGGGCAAGUGGGAGCUGGACGCAUGCUUAAACGGCAGCAUGUGGCGGCAGUACCUCACUCUCACGGCGUAUGCGCGGCCGGGAAACACUGGGGCAGUCUCGUGUGUGUUUGUGAAAGACGAAGAGAGGUCCCACAAUCCGUCCCACAAGCCUACAUGGGCGGAAACAGUCCUAAAACGGUCCACUCGCGGUCCAAAGGCCAUCCCCAAACGCGGUCAGUCUACCUCCCGCCCAAAAACCGCCCACACACUGUCUACAGCUGAGACUGCAUUUGGACUGGCCCCGGAUCUUGAUUGAAGGCCAGGCCAACCGGAUAUCCUCAACAUGAAACAAACUACACGAACACAUAAAUGCAAGGCAACAUAAAACUCUUUGACAAACGAGGUUGCAGAAGCUACUGUCAAACAGCAGUACACCGCCCUACUAAAUACUUUAACACCAUCUGAAAGCAGUUUAGGGAAUUUCAUGCUCAAAACAGAAACUUGUUCACAAGGUAGACACUCUCGCAUGGAGUAGAAGCAGCAGCAGCCGACGCUGUGACGCGUGCGUGCCUCACUGGCCUGCGCAUCCUGGUGGUGGAUGUCACACCCGUCAACCUCAUGGUGGCCCGCUGCACCCUCACCCGCUGGGGUGCGGUUGUAGCAACGUCGAAGAGCAGGGAGGAAGCUGUUGAGAUGGUUACUGCAGGCUUGGAGGAG
Molecule: messenger RNA, 1746 nt
Organism: Closterium sp. NIES-67
Lineage: Eukaryota; Viridiplantae; Streptophyta; Zygnematophyceae; Desmidiales; Closteriaceae
Source: the annotation of a GenBank genome assembly